AUGGCAGAAAAGGACGAGGGCCAGAGGACCAUCGUCUUCUUCCACCCGGACCUUGGUAUUGGCGGCGCAGAGCGUCUCGUCGUUGACGCUGCGGUCGGCCUGCAGAAUCGCGGCCACAAGGUCGUCAUCUUCACCAGCCACUGCGACCGGAGCCAUUGCUUUGAGGAAGCCCGUGAUGGAACCCUCGAUGUCCGCGUCCGCGGUAACUGGAUAGUGCCCCCCUCGAUCCUCGGCCGCCUGACCAUCCUCUGCGCCAUCCUGCGCCAGCUCCACCUCCUCGUCCAGAUCUACCUCACCCGCGAGCUCCAGUCCCUCGAACCCGACACCUUCUUCGUCGACCAGCUCAGCGCCGGCUUGCCGCUGCUGCAAUACCUCUCGCCCAAGGCGCCCAUUCUCUUUUACUGCCACUUCCCCGACAUGUACCUCGCCCUCGGCCGCGAAAAGUGGUGGAAGCGCCUCUACCGCGUGCCGUUCGACUGGGUCGAGGAGUGGAGCAUGGGCUUCGCCGACGAGAUCGCCGUCAACUCGGGCUUCACAAAGGGCGUCGCCACAAGGGCCUGGCCGCAGCUGGCUAAGCACAAGGACUUCAAGGUCGUCUACCCCUGCGUCGACGUCGCGCCCAAGAAGAGCGACACGGCCAAGCUGAUUGGCGACGGUAAGGUCAAGGACAAGGAUGGAAAGGAGGACGAGGCUAUCUGGACGGACAAGAACAUCGUCCUCAGCAUCAACCGAUUCGAGAGGAAGAAGGACAUUGCGCUCGCCGUCAAGGCGUUUGCGUCCCUAACCGCCGAUAAGAGAAAGGGCGUGCGACUCGUCAUCGCCGGCGGCUACGACCUCCGCAGUAUCGAGAACUGCCAGUACCAUAAGGAGCUCGAGGAGCUGGCAGCGUCGUACGGCCUCGAGACGUUCACGGCCAAGAACAUCAUCACGGCGCUGUCGGCGCCGGCGCACAUCCCCGUACUGUUCCUCCUCUCCAUCCCCUCGAGCCUCAAAGACUCGCUUCUCCGGUCGGCCAAGCUGCUGGUGUAUACGCCCUCCAACGAGCACUUUGGCAUCGUGCCCCUCGAGGCCAUGCUUGCCGGCGUCCCCGUGCUCGCGGCGAACACAGGCGGGCCAACUGAGACGGUCGUCGACGGCGUCACGGGCUGGCUGCGCGAGCCGGGCCGCGUCGAACAGUGGACGGCGGUCAUGGACGAGGUGCUCAACCGCAUGAGCCGGGCCGAUCUCGAAAAGAUGGGCAAGGUCGGCGAGCAGCGCGUGCGCACCGGGUUCGGCCAGGAGAAGAUGGCGGAGCGCAUCGAGAGGAUACAGGACGACAUGGCGGCGGCGCAGAGGGUGCCGCCCCUGAUGAACGCCGUGCUCAACUUUUUGGGCAUUGGUAUCUUCUUUGCGCUGGGCCUGGUCACGUCGCAGAUGUUUGCCAAUGCGCGGGAGAAGAAGAGGGCGUGA
Colletotrichum destructivum is the source of this 1449-nucleotide messenger RNA. RefSeq names its product Putative glycosyl transferase, family 1, mannosyltransferase ALG2. The record is from RefSeq and is a predicted model, not a curated record. Gene Ontology annotation, cellular component: endomembrane system. Gene Ontology annotation, molecular function: GDP-Man:Man(1)GlcNAc(2)-PP-Dol alpha-1,3-mannosyltransferase activity; alpha-1,3-mannosyltransferase activity. The transcript is spliced from 2 exons. The coding region runs from base 1 to 1449 and encodes 482 amino acids. NCBI's taxonomy places the organism in Eukaryota, Fungi, Ascomycota, Sordariomycetes, Glomerellales, Glomerellaceae.